UCUCCAGUCCAUGAAGCCUGUAACCUGGUGCCCAUGGAUCCAAACGGUCUGUCUGACCCCUACGUGAAGCUCAAACUCAUCCCCGACCCCAAGAGUGACACCAAGCAGAAGACCAAGACCAUCAAGGGAAACCUCAACCCUACCUGGAACGAAACUUUCAAAUUUCCCCUGAAGGACUCUGAUAAGGACCGUCGUCUGUCGGUGGAGAUCUGGGACUGGGAUAUGACCAGCAGGAACGACUUCAUGGGAGCGCUGUCCUUCGGCAUCUCAGAACUCCAGAAACAAGGAGUGGACGGAUGGUGA
This is a messenger RNA of Oncorhynchus tshawytscha (Chinook salmon), 303 nucleotides long. RefSeq names its product protein kinase C beta type-like. The transcript has 2 exons. The annotation marks the transcript as partial. The record is from RefSeq and is a predicted model, not a curated record. NCBI's taxonomy places the organism in Eukaryota, Metazoa, Chordata, Actinopteri, Salmoniformes, Salmonidae.